ACAAGUGUGUAAUGGUUUACCUUCCCUCCUGCCUCACCUUAACAUUACCGAGGUAUUCCAGCAAAGAGUACCGCAGUAAGAGCCGGUGAUGUUGGUUUAUCUUAGUGAUAUCAAGUUAUAUUAUAGGGAAAUACUUCGUCAGAGUGUAUUUUACGGUGGUUAUUAUAGAGGCAAAGCGAUACCUGGAGAUGACUGAUGAUUUUUUCGACGAUGUUUGUGAGAAAAUUGAGGGUUUCAAGCCUUUUCUGGACAGCACCAGCUACCCUCACAAGACCAUCUCCAAGGAGUAUUCGGACAUCGUGAACCAAAGCAAGAAACAGGAGCUGAAAGAGGAGGAGAAGACAGACAAACACUCAGAGAAGGAAUCCCAAUACUCAGAUUCACUCCAGAAUGAUGCGGAAAGCGGAGAAUCCAGCUGCACAAACGACGUCUCACAGCCUUCCACAGCCUCCCACACACAGCACUCCCACACCGACAUGACUAAAGACGACACCGAAGACGAACAAGAGGCUUCAAACUCCCAAAAUACGGACGAAAAUACGGAAAGUGACGAAUCUAGUAGACAUUCUCUCUCUACCACAGUCUUACAAUCAAAGAAAACGGAUUCUGAUCCCAGGGAUGACUACUCAGACUCUGAGGAACUGCUGCAGCCCAGCAACAGUUUGGAAAAAGUGGAAAAACAGACAUAUUAUCAGAGAAGCGAAGACAGUGCGAGCACCAGAAGCAACUCUGAGGAACACCAAGAAAGAAUAAAGAUGGAACUCAUCAAGAAAUGCGCACGAGAGAAGGAAAAGAGAGCUCAGGCAAUUGCGACAUGGGUACAGAGGAAGAGACGAGAACAGCGUCUCAGACGGAGGGAACAAGAGAAGGAAAGGAAGAAAAGAGCGAAGAGCGGGGAAAGAAGAAAAGGACGGGAAAGGGAAAAAGGAAGGGAAAGAAGAAGAAAAGAAGAUAUAAAGCAGGGGAGGAAACGGGAAGAAGAGGAAGCUGUGAAGAAGAGAGAGAAGAGGAGAGCAGACAGCAGAGAAGCGUACAGCAGGUGGUUGGUCUCACACCCACACCACAGCAGAGAUGUCACUUCUCAGGCCCAUACAGGAGACAGGACAGUGUUUUAUUACGACCGUUCCAAACCCACACCGCCUGUGUUUGUUAACCCACAGCCAUGGAGAAGACUUUAGUUGUACGUUUAAUAAACCCAAAGUGCCUAAAAAACCCGAAUUUAUAUAUUA
Cherax quadricarinatus is the source of this 1229-nucleotide messenger RNA. The record is from RefSeq and is a predicted model, not a curated record. Lineage: Eukaryota; Metazoa; Arthropoda; Malacostraca; Decapoda; Parastacidae.